Molecule: messenger RNA, 3436 nt
Organism: Peromyscus leucopus (white-footed mouse)
Lineage: Eukaryota; Metazoa; Chordata; Mammalia; Rodentia; Cricetidae
Gene: Ttc39a
Product: tetratricopeptide repeat domain 39A
Exons: 19
Coding region: 1032-2879 (615 amino acids)
Molecular function (GO): protein binding
Source: RefSeq, a predicted model, not a curated record
CCCUUGAGACAAGGUAUCAGACCAAGCCCAUGACAGGGAGCUGGGAAGGGAAGGGGCGUAGAGUGGUCCCAGCUGCCUGGCACCCCUCCUACCCCCCAGCUGGUUUCUCACUGUGGCCUCCUGUGUGUGCAUGCGUGUGGGAUGAGUUCGUAUGUGUCUGAAUGGAACAGUCCUUUGCCACUGUGUCUAAGACCCUGAUGUAGGUCUCCAUCCGUGUUCCAUCCAGCUCAGUGCCUGCCCAUCCCCAUCCUUCACCCAUGCCUUAAUGUCCUUAAGGCACAGCAGAGAGGCCACCGUCACCACAAGGAUGUAAGUUGGGCAGAACAAGGUACCCUGGAACAGAAAGGCCUGGAUGACUGCCGAACAGCCUGUGGAGACUUGGGCACAGCCAGGGCAGAGGAAGCCUGGGGAGAAGUCCUGCGCUUUGCUCUUGCAGACCUCGGGGAGGAGGCUUCCACACUGCAGUGCCUUCCCACUUAUCUCUCAAAUGCAGAUAAGAGCUCAGCUGGGAGGAGGACUGAACAAAAUAAUACCACGGCCGAUUUAGAUUAAAGCUUGAGCGAUCCCUUGGGAGAGGGAGUGGAUGCCAAUGCCAUUAAUCCCAUAGGGCCAAUGUCCCCAGUCUUCCUGGGCUCCCUGGCCGGGCCUCGUCUCUCCAUCCAGCAGGCUUUCCGGAGCCCGUCUUCAGCCUGUCCAGACUGCAGUGCCUGAGAACCACCUUGAGGCAUUGCCAGCCUUUCCGCUCCCCGUUCCUUCAUGGGCUUCUUGCUCCUGGGUUCAGUUCGGUGCCAUCUGGCUGAGAUACCUUCCUUGAGUGCCCAGACUGAGUGAGAGCCUCUUCCGUCCAUCACAGCCCCGUUAACGGUGGCUGUCACUGCUCCGCCCGCUAGAGAGCCUUCGGAAGACUGAGCUCGGCAAGGGCAAGGUUCCAGACUGGGGCCACUCGGUUCCCAGAGCCCAGACAGCAGCAGCCGCUAACAGAGAGAGCUCAGUCUCCGGUGAGCAGCCUCCAUGAGGCCCUGGACCAGUGCAUGAUAGCCCUGGACCUCUUCCUCACCAACCAGUUCUCAGAAGCACUCAGCUACCUCAAACCCAGAACCAAGGAGAGCAUGUACCACUCGCUGACCUACGCCACCAUCCUGGAGAUGCAGGCCAUGAUGACCUUCGACCCCCAGGACAUCCUGCUUGCCGGCACCAUGAUGAAGGAAGCACAGUCCCUGUGUCAGAGGUACCGGAAGAAGUUGUCUAUGUCAGACUCUUUGAGCAACCUGGUACACCGUCCCACCCUGGACCAGUUCACGGAAGAGGAAAUCCAUGCAGAGGUCUGUUAUGCAGAGUGUCUGCUGCAGAGAGCGGCCCUGACCUUCCUUCAGGAUGAGAACAUGGUGAGCUUCAUCAAGGGCGGCAUCAAGGUUCGAAACAGCUACCAGACGUACAAUAAAGAAUUAUCCAGCCUAAGAGGGCAGAUGAGGCCGGUGAAGGGUAUUGUACCACUGGGGACACAAUAUGGUGCCGUUUCGGGGGAACUGGAUAGCCUCGUCCAGUCCUCCCAGUACUGCAGAGGAGAGAGCCACAGGCACUUUGAAGGAGGGGUGAAGCUCGGUGUAGGCGCCUUCAACCUGACGCUGUCCAUGCUUCCCACUAGGAUCCUGAGGCUGCUGGAGUUUGUUGGGUUUUCAGGAAAUAAGGACUACGGGCUGCUGCAGCUGGAGGAGGGCGCGGCAGGGCACAGCUUCCGCGCAGUGCUGUGUGUCAUGCUGCUGCUCUGUUACCACACCUUCCUCACCUUCGUGCUCGGUACUGGGAAUGUCAACAUCGAGGAGGCAGAGAAGCUGCUGAAGCCCUACCUGAACCGAUACCCCAAGGGUGCCAUCUUCCUGUUCUUUGCUGGGCGGAUUGAAGCUAUCAAAGGAAAUAUUGACGCCGCCAUCCGGCGCUUCGAGGAGUGCUGUGAGGCCCAGCAGCGCUGGAAACAGUUCCACCACAUGUGCUACUGGGAGCUCAUGUGGUGCUUCACCUACAAGGGCCAGUGGAAGAUGGCCUACUUCUACGCUGACCUGCUGAGCAAGGAGAACUCCUGGUCCAAGGCCACCUACAUCUACAUGAAGGCUGCCUACCUCAGCAUGUUUGGGAAGGAAGACUACAAGCCAUUCGGCGAUGAUGAAGUCGAGUUAUUCAGGUCUGCGCCGCCAUGGUGCUCCUGCUCUAGGUCUUCUGUGGACAGACCAGGCUGUGCCAGGCUUGAAGCUCAAAAUUGCUGGCAAGUCUCUACCCACAGAGAAGUUUGCCAUCCGCAAGUCCAGACGCUACCUCUCCCCCAACCCCAUCUCACUGCCAAUCCCUGCUCUGAUGGGAAAACUGAGGCCCUGCUGAGGCAGAGACCCAGGACUGACUUGCCUCACUCCCACUCUCAGGAAAUGAUGUACAUCUGGAAUGGCUAUGCUGUGAUUGGGAAGCAGCCAAAACUCACGGAUGGGAUGCUUGAGGUCAUCACCAAGGCUGAAGAGAUGCUGGCAAGUGGCCCAGAGAACGAGUACUCAGCCGAUGACGACUGCCUGGUCAAGCUGCUGAAAGGCCUGUGUCUGAAAUACCUGGGCCGGAUCCAGGAGGCAGAGGAGAACUUCAGGAGCAUCUCUGCCAGUGAAAAGAAGAUUAAAUAUGACCACUACUUGAUCCCAAAUGCCCUGCUGGAGUUGGCCCUGCUGUUCAUGGAGCAAGGCAGAAACGAAGAGGCCAUCAAACUCCUCGACUCUGCCAAGCAAAACUACAAGAACUACUCCAUGGAGUCAAGGACACAUUUUCGAAUCCAGGCAGCCACACUCCAGGCCAGAUCUUCCCUGGACGGCAGCAGAUCCACAGUUUCAUCGGUGUCCUUGUAGCUUUUGGCAGCAGCACUCCUGGGCUCAAAGAGGAACACACAGCUAGCUGGACAGAGCUCCUGGAAACAUUUCAAAAGAUCCCCCUCCCUCUGCCUUCCUUGGGGUCCACCUGGUGCUCCUGUGGGAUGCACAAGAAUAUCUGUGCAGAAGCAAAGACAGCAUUUUACCAGUGUGGCCAAGGCCUUUGCCAAAGGCAGAGCAGGCGGAGCCCUCUGCCAGUCCUAUCACACAUACGGGUACUUGUUUUACACUGUGAUGUAAAAGAGAAUGUAUGAAAGUUUACAUUUCUUUAGAAAUACAUUGAUGGGAUUAUAGUUGGCGUUAAAAAAAAAAAAAACCAAACCAAAAAAUAAUUGCUGUAAAUCUGUUUUCACCUAUUGUGGAAGUAAAUCUCUCUACAUGCUGCCAAGGCCAAACUGCUUUUGAAAUCUCAGCAAUGUCUUAGUUUUUGAGGGUAGAACAGGGGCGUUCCUAGCAUCUGAACUUCAAAGUUCUAUACACAAAAUUCCAGGACAGCCAGACUGUCUAAAAAAUAAAUAAACUAAAUUAAGUUGCUA